This is a messenger RNA of Colletotrichum acutatum, 1661 nucleotides long. RefSeq lists its product as uncharacterized. Bases 87 to 1289 code for a protein of 400 amino acids. Gene Ontology annotation, biological process: carbohydrate metabolic process. NCBI's taxonomy places the organism in Eukaryota, Fungi, Ascomycota, Sordariomycetes, Glomerellales, Glomerellaceae. The record is from RefSeq and is a predicted model, not a curated record. The transcript has a single exon.
AUCCACGUACUCACCAACACCUCAUCUCAUUCAACUUAACUCAACUCAUCCCAACACCUCUAAAGUCCAAAAAAAGAAAAAAAACAAUGGACGACCCCUCAACCCAAACAAUCAAAAUCCUAACCCACCUCUCCAAAACUCUCUCCCUCUCCCCGCCCCAAUCAACCCACCCACCCGCAACCCUCACCGGCCUCCCGACAUCACACACCGGCACAGCCUACCUCUUCCUUUCCGUCUCGGCCCAUCACCCCCGCCUCCAGAUCCACUCCUACCCGGCCAUCCACUGGGCCCGCGCCUACAUCUCCAACAUCCCGACCCCGUCCGCCCCGAUAUCUCUGCCGUCUAGUACACAAGAGACAGCACGAGACAUACCAGUCCUGGGCCUCCUCUCCGACGACCUAGCCGGCCCCGCCAUCCGCGCCUGCGUGACAAAAGACCUCCUGCACGUCCGCAAGUUUCUCGCCAUCCUCUCUCUCGUGUUGGAACACAUCAUCUCCUCCAACGCAAACGCCAACUCCUCGUCCUCCUCAGCACCGAUGUCAAACUCUUCCACGACAAUGGACCUAGACGCUCCAGAACCGACAACAACGUCAACACCACCCCUGCCAAGCUGCCUCCUCCACGGCCUCGCAGGAACACUCUACCUCCUUCGCCUCAUCCGCCACUGGGUCCCCUCCUCCGCGCCCCUCGUCUGCGGCGCGAUAGUCCACGUGUCAGAGUACCUCCUCGGCCCACAUCCCUGGACAUGUCCCUCUCGAUCACCGACGUCGUCUCAAUCUUACUCCCACUCUCACUCUCCUUCAUCACCAUCACCGCCGCCACCAGAAGACACCCACGGCACAACCCACGGCGACCUGGGCAUACUAACCCAACUCGUCCUCACAUCCCCGCCCCUCGCCGCCUCCCCGGUCCUGACAUCCCGCCUCGCCGCCCUCCUAGACCUCCAGCUUCCCAACGGCGACUGGCCGGCUCCGUCAACCACCUCACCUUCGCCCCACUCACAGCCCUCUCAAAGCGAAAUACAACAAGCCUUAGACGCACCGCCAACACCAACACAACAAAAACCAGCAGCAAAAUCAUCACCACGCCCACCCCGCGGCUUCGCCUCCGGCCCCCAAGGCCUCGUCCUCUCCCUCCUCUCCCUACGCCCCUUCUUCCCGAGCCUCCACGAUCGCACAGACGACGCUGUUGAGAAGGCGCGUGAGUUCCUCUGGGCUAGGGCGGUUGAUUCUGACGUGCCGGCUGAGGAUGUGAAUCUGUUUUACGGGUCGUUGAGUACCGCGUUGUAAGUCCCCCUUUAUUUCGUUCUGAGCUGUUUGGAUGUGAGGAGUGGAUAUGGACCUUUCAACCCCCUAUUCCUUGAUGGAGAAGACACGAGUAGCAGUGUGUGAUAUCAUUCCAUCAUACCGUUGGCAUCUUCUUCAUUCAACCUGCUCGCAUGCUCACGAUCCUUUCUCGCCUAUCCACCCCUGUCGUCAGAUUUCUCCUAUACCUCACAACACUGGCCCUCUCAUACACGUAUCCAAGCCUCACAACCAGCCCUAACCUCCCAUCUCACUCUCAACACACCCAUUUCAAACAUGAUCCUACUCUCAUAACUAACAAGCCUCCAGAACCUUCCCAAAAGGUCCCAAAAGAACCCACCUCCUAGCCCAACAACC